Dentiscutata erythropus is the source of this 820-nucleotide messenger RNA. Lineage: Eukaryota; Fungi; Glomeromycota; Glomeromycetes; Diversisporales; Gigasporaceae. The record is from the annotation of a GenBank genome assembly.
AUGUCAAACAUAACAAGAUGGUCUCUGAGCGACGACUUUUCUACUAUACAUAAUCCCAAUACAGUAUGGUCUUACGGUUCCAAGCCCGCAGGUUAUCAAGUCUCAGGAGCCUUUAGUUUGUUCACACACUUAGAUCCUGAUCCAAAAUCCAGUGGAAUAGUCGCAUGGUUUGCAGUCGACAACUUUUGGCAAUUAUUUCAUUAUUUGGGUGUAUAUUUUAAUCCUAAUCAACAAACUAUUACUUUAAGCGAUAAAAGUGCUAAUAAUAGUUUUGGUGAUGGUAUUACAGAAUUUGCCCCUAAUAGUGUUGGAAUGGCUCCCGGCACUGAUGGUAGAUUUGCUGUAACGAGAUUUAUUGCACCAAUAGAAGGGAAUUAUACUUUAAAUGUAUCAUUUUCACAUACAACGAAUACUUAUAAUACCUCAAGUAUAUCACAAACAGGUGGUUAUAUAGUACAUAAUGAUAGAGUUACACUUUGGGAAACUGCUAUAAAUGGUAUAGGAGAUUCAAAGACAUUUAUUUCUCCUUGGUAUGGCGUCCAUAUCAGAGAAAAUGAUACUAUUGAUUUCAUUGUAGGCAUUGGCCAAGAUAAUUCUAUUGAGUUCGAACUGACUAUGGUCGGUGUUGAAAUUAAAUUAUUACCUGAAACUAAUACCUCAACGACGACCAUUACGGAAACUCCAAAGAAUCAAACUAACACGAAUCAUAAUGUUUUUGUGAUUGCCAUAUUACUUGGAGCUAUAUUAGGUCUCAUUAUUUGCACAAUUGUAGCAUAUCUCAGUUAUCGAUUUUUUAAAAAGCGAAAAAUUGUAACAUAUG